This is a messenger RNA of Phyllostomus hastatus (greater spear-nosed bat), 6166 nucleotides long. RefSeq names its product zinc finger protein 668 (gene ZNF668). Lineage: Eukaryota; Metazoa; Chordata; Mammalia; Chiroptera; Phyllostomidae. The coding region runs from base 123 to 1985 and encodes 620 amino acids. The record is from RefSeq and is a predicted model, not a curated record. The transcript is spliced from 3 exons.
ACUCUGGGUCCUAGUGCCUGCCUCUCCCUGGCAGUGUCCGGGGCUCUGCUGGUGAGAGGAGCUGUCGCUGACGCUGCGGAGCCAACCCAAGUCCGUUCAGAGGAGCUUUGUGCAUCGAGACCAUGGAGGUGGAGUCUGCGGAGGCCCGGUCCCCAGGUCCCGGCUACAAGCGAUCCGGCCGCCGCUACAAGUGCCUGUCUUGUACCAAGACAUUUCCAAAUGCGCCCAGGGCAGCGCGCCACGCUGCCACACAUGGGCCUGUAGACUGCACAGAGGAGGUGGCAGAGGUGAAGCUGAAGCCAGAGACAGAACCUAAAGCAGAGGAUGCCAGUGGGGACAAAGUGUCAGGUGCAGCGGCUAAGCCUCGGCCUUAUGCAUGCCCGCUGUGCCCCAAGGCCUACAAAACAGCUCCAGAGCUGCGCAGUCAUGGACGCAGCCACACAGGCGAAAAGCCCUUCCCUUGCCCCGAGUGUGGCCGCCGCUUCAUGCAGCCUGUGUGUCUGCGUGUGCACCUGGCCUCACACGCUGGUGAGCUGCCCUUCCGCUGCGCGCAUUGCCCCAAAGCCUAUGGCGCGCUCUCCAAGCUCAAGAUCCACCAGCGUGGUCACACGGGUGAGCGGCCCUAUACCUGCGCAGACUGUGGCAAGAGCUUUGCUGACCCUUCUGUUUUUCGCAAGCACCGGCGCACACAUGCUGGCCUGCGGCCCUAUGGCUGUGAGCGCUGUGGCAAGGCCUAUGCCGAGCUCAAGGACCUGCGCAACCAUGAGCGGUCCCACACUGGUGAGCGCCCCUUCCUCUGCUCAGAGUGCGGGAAAAGCUUCUCCCGUUCAUCCUCGCUCACGUGCCACCAGAGGAUCCAUGCCGCACAGAAGCCCUAUCGCUGCCCAGCCUGUGGCAAGGGCUUCACACAGCUCAGCUCCUACCAGAGCCAUGAGCGCACUCACUCUGGUGAAAAGCCCUUUCUGUGCCCCCGCUGCGGCCGCAUGUUCUCUGACCCCUCGAGCUUCCGGCGCCACCAACGGGCGCACGAGGGCGUGAAGCCUUACCGUUGUGAGAAGUGUGGCAAAGACUUCCGGCAGCCAGCGGAUCUGGCCAUGCACCGGAGGGUGCACACGGGCGACCGGCCGUUCAAGUGCCUGCAGUGUGACAAGACGUUCGUGGCUUCCUGGGACCUCAAACGCCACGCGUUGGUGCACUCAGGCCAGCGGCCCUUCCGUUGUGAGGAGUGUGGGCGAGCCUUCGCCGAGAGAGCCAGUCUCACUAAACACAGCCGGGUGCAUUCGGGUGAGCGCCCCUUCCAUUGUAACGCCUGCGGAAAAUCCUUUGUGGUAUCGUCAAGCCUGAGGAAGCACGAGCGGACCCACCGAAAUAGCGAGGCCACAGGGGCUCCCCCACAACAGGAGCUGGUAGUGGGGCUAGCUCUACCUGUCAGCAUGGCAGGCGAGGGCUCAGUGGCCCCAGCAGCAGGUGCAGGGCUAGCGGAUCCUCCAGCAGGGCUGCUAGGGCUGCCCCCGGAAUCGGGCGGUGUGAUGGCCACCCAGUGGCAAGUGGUAGGCAUGACGGUGGAGCAUGUGGAGUGCCAAGAUGCUGGGGUUGGGGAGGCUCCUUCUGGUCCCUUGGAGGGGACAGGCGAGGUGGGGGGUGAGGAGGUUGAUGAGAAGCCACCACAGUUUGUGUGCCGGGAGUGCAAGGAGACGUUCACCACUCUGACGUUGCUGCGACGGCAUGAGCGCUCACACCCAGAGCUCCGGCCCUUUCCCUGUACCCAGUGUGGCAAGAGCUUUUCAGACCGGGCUGGGCUACGCAAGCACAGCCGUACACACAGCUCUGUGCGCCCCUACACCUGCCCCCAUUGUCCCAAGGCCUUCUUGAGUGCCAGUGACCUACGCAAGCACGAACGCACCCACCCUGUGCCUAUCAGCACCCCCACACCCCUUGAGCCCCUUGUGGCUUUGCUAGGAAUGCCUGAAGAGGGGCCAGCCUGAGGGCCAUGCCCCUUUGAACUUCUAGCAGCUCAGCCCCCCAUAGGGUGCCUCCCAAACCUCCCUUGGCCCCAGCUUACUCUUUAGACUCCAGAUCCCUGCCCCCCCUCCCCCCACCCACCACUGGGUUGCCCAUUUACCUUCCCAACAAAAAGGUCUGGAGCAGUGGGGGCUGGCACCCACUGUUGAGAGACAUGGCUCUCUGAGUAACACUCAUUAAAGCAUUCGCUUUGACACUGGGUUGUCUUCUGUGUUGUGGCUGGGGGCAAGGGAGGGGGUGUGGGCAUCAGAUAAGUAAGGUUCAUUGGAGACCCCCUAGAUUGACAGAUUAGAAACUAGAAGGGUCUUUGGGUACUUUUUUGUUCUGCUUUAUUUUUUUAAAUUAUAUUUUGUUGAUUAUGCUAUUGGGUGCAUUUUUUUCAAGCUAUGUGUCCAAAUGUUUUGUGAUAGGGUUUCAUGAUCAAUUAAGUAGAGGAAAUUCCCUGUGCCUUUCUUGUGGAUUCUUGAUCAAAAGUGUAUUAAAUUCAUUUAUAAGUCCUGCAACAGACAAAUCUAUUUAGCUUUGUUUAUCCCAUACUUAUUUAAGUAUGGAGACUUUUUAUUGAGUAGUUCUACUUCUGUCCUUUUAUAGAGAAUAAACUGAGACCCAAAGUUAGUAUAUGACCUCCAAAAAACUGGAAUUAUCUUCUGGAGGGCAGGCCCCUUGUAGUACAGGCUUCCCCUGCUAGGUGAGUGUUCUAGGAACCCAUCUGUAUCAGUGUGCCAGUUGGUGGUGUUGUGAGAGGCUGCCUUCAGCAUCAGUGAAAUUGUUUUUGAAGACUCCUUCAACCCCUUUGCCCAUUUCAUGGUAGGUGAUUUGAGAGCACACCUUCCCACACACUACCCUCCCUAUUCACCUCAUUUCGCCCUAAGCAACUUUUUUUUGUUGUUUCCCCGGAUGAAAAAUGUCCUCAAAGGGAAACAUUUUGCUGACAUGGAAGAGGUGAAACAAAAAACAGCAUGAGCACUAAAAGGCAUCAAAAUCAACAUGUUCAAAAAUGUUUUGAGCAGUGGAAAAAAGGUCUCAAUAUGUGUAUUUCAUCAAAUGGAGAGCACUCUGAAGGUGACUGGAAUUUAAACAUGUACGAAUAAAUACAAUUUUUUAUUUAAAAAAUUGGGUUUUGGGGGGGUCCCCCUUAUAUUUCCUGUAUACUGCAGUAACAAAUUAGAAGAUAUACUUGAAAAGGGGGUCCCAUUCACAAUAACAAAACCCACAAACUACAAAAUGUAAACCUCACAAGAAAUAUGCAGAAUUUACAUGAAGAAAAUGAUCUCUCUAUCCUGAAGAAUAUAAGACCUAGCUAAAUGGAAAGACACUAUUAAAAGCUGUUGAUUCUCCCAGCUUCAUACUUAAAUUCAGUGCUACCCAUAAAGGAUUUUUUAACAGAACUUGAAAACCCAAAGUUCCUAUACAAUACAUUUUUUAAAAACAGUGGGGGCAAUGUACUUACAUACUGGGUAAUCAGACAACAAAGCACUAGAGGAAAAACAGGAUAUUUUGGCACAAAAAUAAAUUAAUCAGUGGAGUCGGGGAGAGGGUUCAGAAAGAGCCCCAACCACUUGAGGGAAGUUAGUUUGUGAUAAGUAUGGUUAUUCAAAUCAGUGGGAAAAGGAUGAGCUGUUAAGUAGCUUUACAGUUAUAUCUGUACUCUGAAAGAUUACACAUCUUUUUAAGUAAUUUUUUAAAGACCAAAAUGAAAAAAUAAAAAAGGCUCACAUUAGGUGUAAAUUAGUAUGGCCUCUUGGGAAGGUGAUUUGAUUAUAUUUAUCAAGAAAUGAAAUGGACAUACCCUUUGGCUCAGCAAAUAUACCUCAAAGAACCUACACCUCAUUUCUUCCCACUUAAAUGGUAAAAUUGAAGAUAAUAUUAAUACAGCAAAAUUUGUGAUACUGGGAACACCCUAAAUGUCAAUUAGCAAAGGACUACCAUUAGCCACUAUAAAAUACAUAAUGCAGCUAUUUCAAAAAUGAGGCAUACCAAUCUAUUGUUAAACAAUAUCCAAAAUAUAGGUCAAGUGAAAUAAAAGUCCAAAGCUGUGUGGUUAGUAUGCUCCUAUUUGGAACACAUUAUGCAUACGUACUCAAGUUAUUGAUAUUAAUAUAGAAUAUUUCUAGAAGGAUACUUAAGAACUGAUUCUGAACUAUAAAUUCCAGCCAUUAGGGUUUUCCCCAUUUAUAAGCCAAAACAAAGCCAAAGGUCAGAAUGGACCAGAUCCUCUUUUCCAUGCCUUUUUAUUUCUAGACUUGGGGGUUACCAAGUUAGCAGAUUCAGGACGUAAGUGUGUGGCCUAUCUCCAGACCCAUGUGCCAGUCAAGAGGGCCUUGCAGCAGCUGGCCCUACACCAGGACUGGUAUACCAGGCAGCACCAGGAGCAUGAGUAGUAGGAAUUCCCUUGAUGUCAGGGGCCUAACUCAGCAUUGUCAUGCCCAGGCUUUGGAACAGGCCCUCAUUCCUGUUCUCCAUAGCAGACAAGGGGGAGCAUGCAGCAACAGCAGGCACCAGGGUGUCAUGGCUACAGGAUGAGGGUACCUGUUUGGCCAAGGAUACUCACUACCCAUCCCCGUGCCUGCAGAGCAGGACAACACUGAUGUCAGGGCUCCUGCCUGUUCAGGCUAAGACCAAAGUCUGAAAGAAGGGGUCCAAGAAAGGAGCAGACCAAACUGGGGUUGCAACAGGGGGACUUUGGUUACUACUGACUUGAUUUGUGACCAUGAGCAAGAAAUUGAUACAGCCCUGGCUGGUGUAGCUCAGUGGAUUGAGUGCGGGUUUUGAACCAAAGGGUUAACCAGUUCAAUUCCCAGUCAGGGCACAUGCCUGGGUUGCAGACCAGGUACCCAGUGGGGGCCACAUGAGAGGCAACCACACACUGAUAUUUCUCUCCCUCUUUCUCCUUCCCUUCCCCCUCUCUAAAAAUAAGUAAAUAAAAUCUUUAAAAAAAGAAAUUGAUAUAAAGAUUCCAUAUACACUAAUCAACAGAUAUACUUGGGUAUUUACAAUGAAGGAAGAAGUGAGUCCUAUGGAUGUUCAGAAGGGAUCCACAACUCCUGCUCCCUUUCUGAGCCCAGCAACACACUCAUUCCUUCACCUUCUCUGACACUUCAGACAACCCUAACCCCAGAGGACUCAAACAAGUUGACUUCUUAAAAAAUUAACAGCUACAUUAAGACGUACUUUGUAUACCAUGUGCUUAAUACAUCUGAAGUGUACAAUUCGUUGGGUUUUAGAACACUCACAGGGUUAUGCAACCAUCACAAUCUAAUUUUAGAAUAUUUUCAUCUCCCUAAAAGAAAUUCCAUAGCCAUUAGCUGUCAACGCCUAUUGAUCUUCUCCUGCCCCCAAUGCCUUUUCCUCAGCCCUAGUCAACCAUUAAUCUUAUCUGUCUCUAAGGAUUUGUCUAUUGUGGACAUUUCAUGUAGCAGUCAUGCAAUAUCUAGUCUUUUGUUACUGGCUUCUUAAUAUUCUUACCAUAACAUUCUCAAGGUUUAUUCAUGUUGUAGAUUGAUUAGUAUGUCAUUCCUCUUUAUUAUCAAAUAAUAUUUCAUUUUAUGGGUAUACCACUUUUGUUUAUCCAUUUAUUAGUGAUGGGCAUUUGGGUUUCCAUUUUUGUCUAUUGUGAAUAAUGCUAUGAACAUUCAUGUACAAGUUUUUGUGUGGACAUGUUUUUCAAUUCUCUGUGUAUAUAUCUAGGAGUGGAAAUGCUGGGUCAUAGGUAACUAUUGUUUAACCAUUUCAGGAACUGUCAGACUGUUUUCUGAAGUGGCUGCACCAUUUUACAUUCCCGCCAACAGGGUAUGAUUGCUUGGAUUUCUCCACAUCUUCACCAAUGGUGUUGUUAUCUGUCUUUUUUAUUAUAGCCAUCCUAGUUGGUGUGAAUUUAUGGUUUUAAUUUGCAUUUCCCUGAUGACAAGUAAUAUUGAACAUCUUUUUGUGUGCUUAUUGGCUGUUGGUAUAUCAUCUUUGAGUAAAUGUCUAUUCAAGUCCUUUGCCUGUUUUUUGUGUUCUUUGACUUUUUGCUGUUGUAUAUUAAGAGUUUCAGAUACAAGUUCCUUAGGAUUUACAAGAGUUCUCUCCCAUUGUCUCUUCACUUUCUUCAUUGUGUCUUUUGAAGUGAAAAAAAUUUAAUUUUGAUGAUGUCCAAUUAUCU